Kwoniella shivajii is the source of this 1017-nucleotide messenger RNA. RefSeq lists its product as uncharacterized. The transcript is spliced from 3 exons. The record is from RefSeq and is a predicted model, not a curated record. Gene Ontology annotation, biological process: mitochondrial translation. The coding region runs from base 1 to 1017 and encodes 338 amino acids. Gene Ontology annotation, cellular component: mitochondrial ribosome; mitochondrial large ribosomal subunit. NCBI's taxonomy places the organism in Eukaryota, Fungi, Basidiomycota, Tremellomycetes, Tremellales, Cryptococcaceae. Gene Ontology annotation, molecular function: structural constituent of ribosome.
AUGUCUCGAUUACCUCGACUAUCGCGCACACUGCGUUUCUUACACAGCGAAGGAAGACAAAUUGAUCAAUCAGCAACGAUUUCACCUUCAAUCCAUGGCCAUAUUCCACCUUCUGUAACAUCAAUUCGACCACCUAUACCUCAACCAGAAAUAAUCGAUACCACGCCUUUCGUAGAAUCAUCCAGACCGACACAUACGUCUAAAGGAAAAAUAAUUCCAAGAAGACCAGCUAGAACAAUUCCUGUCGCUUUACCAAAUGGUGAUCCCGAACCUCAAAGUUACCCUCCACCGAAAGAAUAUUUCGAUAAUUUAGAAUCGAACAAAAAGGAUAAACACCCAUUAUGGCAAUUCUUCCAUAUACCAACUCCUGCAAGAGCUAGAGUAUCAGAUACGGUCGCUACCCUUCCGGCCGAUAUGGGUAGUUUGGAAACCUUGGUCAGAGAGGAUAGUAAUCUACAUAGUGGUCGAUCGUGGACAGCAGCCGAACUCCGACAAAAAUCUUUCCAAGAUCUCCAUACACUGUGGUAUGUGCUUAUUAGGGAGAGGAAUGUACUUGCUACACAGAAGGAGGAGAGAAGAAGGAUGAACAUUGGUCAAAGAGUAGAUGGUGAAUUAGUAACCAGGCGAGCAUUCCGAUGCCGAAAAACGAUGGCACGAAUCAAGUAUGUGUUGAAUGAAAGAAGAUUAGGAUUAAUAGCAGCUGCUGGACCAAGAUUCAAUGUUGAACCAGUUCAUGUACCAUGGUCAGCAUCUCCCACGACAGACCCAGCAGGAGCCACCGCAGCGAUAAGAGGAGAAUCAGAAAUACCAUAUCAUGUCUUACAAUCGAGAUCUUUGAAAACAGCCCAAUCCUCCUCGGAAGCAGACCCAUCAGAAGAAUCAUUCGUAGAGGAAGAGGAAGUCAGUAAAGAAGAAGUUGAGAGUAGGGAUGAAGGAUUCGGAGGUGGCAAAGAGGCUGAAGAAUUCGAUAACGAUAUCAAAAUCACUGAGAGUAGAAAAGUUGAGAAGAAGGAUUAA